UAGUAACAUAUCAGCAGGCUGCGUCAACACUGCACUGUACUGCUACUGCUAGCUGCUAAACUGAGACUCCCGGCAAGUAAUUUAAAAUUGGAGACAUUCUGUUAGCAAGGAGGGCAAAAUGCUAGCUGCAACUGCUGUAGUAGGAAGGGCACUCCUGAGGAGUCAAGCCAGAGUAGUUUCCGGAGUGAGUUCCCUUCACACAUUGCCAGAGCUUCCCUAUGACUACAAUGCCUUGUCUCCAGUCAUUAGCACAGAGAUCAUGGAGCUCCAUCACAAGAAACAUCACAACACAUAUGUGACCAACCUCAAUGUGGCUGAAGAGGCAUUGGAACAUGCAGUUGAAGCAGGCGAUAUCAGCACCAUCAUUUCUUUGCAAGCAGCACUGAGAUUCAAUGGAGGAGGGCAUAUCAACCAUACCAUCUUCUGGCAGAACCUCUCACCAGACGGUGGAGGAGAACCAACAGGCGAGUUGCUGAACGUGAUCAAGAAGGACUUUGGUUCGUAUGAUGAUAUGAGGAGCAAGCUUUCUGCUGCUACCGUGGCGAUCCAAGGAUCUGGAUGGGGGUGGUUAGGGUACAACAAAGGCACCAGGAGUCUUCAGAUCGCUACAUGUCCUAACCAAGAUCCUCUAAAAGCCACUACAGGAUUGAUCCCGCUGUUUGGUAUUGAUGUGUGGGAACACGCCUACUACCUGCAGUAUAAGAAUGUCCGUCCUGAUUACGUCAAGGCUAUCUUUAACAUUGCUAACUGGAGCGAUGUGGAGAAGAGAUUGACAGACGCUAUGACUACUUAGAUCAAUCGUCGAGUCGUCAUGCCAUUUAAGAAGAGUUUCACAUGACUAAGCCUGGCAGACCAUCAAAUGACUCUUAUCAUAUCAGGCUUUGGUUGUAUCUACUGAGAGUCAGGAGGGUGUUAAUUCAAACACAUUCAUGGAGAUUAAACACCCCUUCUAGCUUUCGGUAUAUAUAUAAUCUGUAAAAGGAUCUUACUUCAUAUAGUUUAUCAAUAACUUCCAUUCAUCAUUAUACCAUUUCAGGUCAUGGUGCGGUGUUCCUCAGUAUUUCUUUUUCACCAACUGAAGUGUUGAAAUCAAAAUGAUAUUAUCAUUGCAUGUUUGAAUAAUGCUCAUGUUCGUGUAAGGUUCACCGAUGAAAACAAACAUUAUAAAUUAUAUUAUUAUCAUGCAUGAAUAUUGUUCAUGUUUGUGUAAGGUUUACUGAUGAAAACAAACAUUGUAAAUGAAUGAUAUCAUCAUGCAUGUCUGAAUAAUGCUUAUGUUUGUGUAAGGUUCAACCAGAAAAUAAACAUUAUAAAUGAUAUUAUUAUGCACAUAUGAUAUAUUGCUUACGUUUGUGUAGGGUUUACUGGUUAAAACAAACAUUAUAAAUGAUAUUAUCAUGCAUGCAUGUAUGAAUAUUGCUCAUGUUUGUGUAAGAUUCACUGGUGAAAACAAACAUUGGAAAAAGGGGAAAGGACAAACUUUGUAUAUAUUAUAUAUAUAUUCAAUCUCUAAGCCUUGGGUGAUUAACUGAUUAUUUUUCUUGAAUUUGAAAGCACAUGUGGGUGUUAUACUGAAUGUCUUGCAUCACGCUUGCCUUCACGAAUGUUUAUGAAAUCAGAAUUUAAGAAUUACUAUGUAAAUCUGAGAGUAGACAGAGCUAUCUCUCUGCUUGAAGGAGUUUAUUAACAAAUUUUUUCUUUUGAUGCUCUCGAGAGGGAUUCGGUGAAGCCAGAUGUAUUCUCAGUGGAACAUAUCUCUGAUAUUUUUUUGGAACAAAAUAGACUGAUAUUUUAGUCUAAUGUAAGAGUUGCGUAGUAUCAACCUUUCAAUCAUUAUGAUUUGAAAUCAAACUUAAUGUUCUUGUGAAUGAGAUCAAAGGUUUAAUUCCUAGAUUGUAAGCACAGGCAGAAUCGUACAUGUUGGUGUUGAGUUCUGAUAUAGUCUGUUCAGAACCAGAAGGACAUUAACUCUGUGUUAAAGUAUAUGAGUUAACGCCCUUUUGGCAUUAACUCUUGGGCAUUAACUCUUAUACUUUAACACAAACUGAUGAUAUAUGAAAUUAUGAACGACAUUACUAUGAUAGACUGUGGAGAUGUAUUCUUGUCAUAUGGAAUUGACCUUACAAAGUGUUGGUUGGAUUCUGUUCUUGAAGAAACACUCAAAAUUGUGAUUUUUAUCAUGUGAGGAGUUGCUUAGUACUAGAGCUUGAAAGAUUAUUAUGAAAGUUCAAAUCAAAACACUUUUCUUUUCAAAUUUUAUCCCUACUGCUUUGAAUCGGUCUGAAAUUAAACUAGAUAAAGUUGUUCUUGGUUCUUCACAUUUUGUAUGAACUGCCACUAUUUUCCUAUCAUGAACUGAGCUACCGGUAUGCCAUAUGCCAAUGAAUAUAGGGAAGAUAACCUAGAUGAUACAGAGAGAUUCUCAACCAAUCAAAAAUAGCCUUUUAUAUGUAAACCUUAAAAUAGAGAAGCUUGUAUGUACAAGAUGACAUGUACAUGGCUAAAGACAAUUUAUAUCUAUACAUGUAAGAAAGCUUAAAAUGAGCAUUAUCUGGUAUGCAUGGUUUGAAACGAUUAUUAAAUGUGCGGUGAGUUUGAGCAUAUUUAGUCCCUGAAAUCAUUACUGUAUUGGUCUUACCACACCUACGGAAUCAAAGAUUUUACCAAAAGAAUUAAUUUGGAUAUAUUUUCAUCAAACCACAUUAAAUGUGUGAAAUAAA
Molecule: messenger RNA, 2720 nt
Organism: Strongylocentrotus purpuratus (purple sea urchin)
Lineage: Eukaryota; Metazoa; Echinodermata; Echinoidea; Camarodonta; Strongylocentrotidae
Gene: sod2
Product: superoxide dismutase [Mn], mitochondrial
Exons: 5
Coding region: 119-793 (224 amino acids)
Biological process (GO): superoxide metabolic process
Cellular component (GO): mitochondrion
Molecular function (GO): metal ion binding; superoxide dismutase activity
Source: RefSeq, a predicted model, not a curated record